AUGUCUAUUCGCGGCUGCACCCUGGCAUGUUUAAUACUGACAUGUUCGGCUUUCCAGGACCCUAGAAUUCGAGGCCUGUACGAUGAGAACAUUGAAGCACGCAUCUGGAGAACUAUCCUGACCGGGGCGCCUCGAAUAGGUGAUGUAGGUUGGCCGCAAUACACACAAGGAGCCCACAACAACACUCCAUCCUCCAACUCCGAGCCAGGGACCUAUGUCGACACUGAUGCUGAGGGAUGGACGGCGGGUUUUUUCCCUGACAGUCUCUGGCAAUUGUACCAUCGCAAGACAACCCUUGUUUCCCAUAGAAGGCCGUACGAGAAUGAGCCCGAUCUCGACCAAUGGCUCUCGCAAACCCAGGCCUGGACCGAUCCUCUCAUCACCAAUGUCAAUCUUACCAAUACACACGACAUAGGCUUUCUCGCCAAGCCUUUCGAGUCGGCGCUCAACUACAACAACGAGACCAAGUAUCUUCCUGUCCUGGGACGAAUGAGUCUCAACCUGGCAUCUCGUUAUGUCCCAGCUCCAGGCGUCAUCCGCUCUUGGAAUACAAACAACGACUCUUUCAGCCAACGUGGCUCGCACGAAGAUUCUGUGCUGGUGAUUAUCGACAAUAUGAUGAAUCUUGCCCUCCUAGCUCGCUCGGCAUCCACGUAUACCCACAAUGAGACCCUCCUGGAGAUCGCGGUAUUCCAUGCCAAUAGGACUAGAGACCACCAUAUUCGCCCCGAUGGCUCAUCAUUCCACGUCUGUGACUACAGUGGGACUACCGGCGAGUUGUACCUUUGUCGUACAGCUCAAGGUCUUGCCGACAACUCAACCUGGGCGAGAGGUCAGGCAUGGGCGAUUUACGGCUUUGCUGAGAUUUACUCUUUCACGGGUGACGAGUCGUACCUGCAAACAUCGAUUCAAGCGGCAGACUGGUUUCUGGAACAUCUGCCACAAGAUGGUGUCCCUUUCUGGGAUUUCGACGCUCCGUAUCUGCGGAAUGUGACUCCGAGGGACAGUUCUGCGGCUACAAUAGCGGCGAGUGGGUUGUUGCUUCUGCAAGAGCAAAUCGACAAUAAAGCUGGCAGUGGUGGUGGAUGGCAUGGGCAAGGCCAUUGGAAUGGUGGGCGCGGAAGGAGAGACUAUCGUGCAGCUGCUGUUAAGCUGCUUCAGGAUGUUCUGGACCUCAGCCUUGCUGGCAAGAUAACGUACUCAUCGAUUGGUCCCGCGAACCCGAACUCAACGCUAGGAGCUGUGACCGACGUUUCGACCCCUGCGAAUACAGCUCUUUCGAGAGGGUUUGAGUCCAUCUUGAUGCAUGCCACUGCGAACAACAAUCCGAAUGCUGGUGAUGGGCGAAGUUACGACACGGGGUUGGUGUAUGGAGACUUUUAUCUCAUUGAAGCCGGCAAUAGAUUGCUAGAGCAUGGCAGUAGCAACCACUGGUCGAAGUGA
Zasmidium cellare ATCC 36951 is the source of this 1443-nucleotide messenger RNA. Its product is annotated as glycoside hydrolase family 88 protein. Gene Ontology annotation, biological process: polysaccharide catabolic process. The record is from RefSeq and is a predicted model, not a curated record. Bases 1 to 1443 code for a protein of 480 amino acids. Gene Ontology annotation, molecular function: chondroitin hydrolase activity. The transcript has a single exon. NCBI's taxonomy places the organism in Eukaryota, Fungi, Ascomycota, Dothideomycetes, Mycosphaerellales, Mycosphaerellaceae.